Molecule: messenger RNA, 735 nt
Organism: Salvia splendens (bonfire salvia)
Lineage: Eukaryota; Viridiplantae; Streptophyta; Magnoliopsida; Lamiales; Lamiaceae
Exons: 2
Coding region: 1-735 (244 amino acids)
Source: RefSeq, a predicted model, not a curated record
AUGCAGAUGGUGGAGAGAUACGUAAGGGAAGCCAGGAUGCUGAUCGCCACGCAGGAGCAGAGCGAGAUCGCGGCGGCGCUCCGCCUCCUCGAUGCGGCGCUAGCGGUGGCGCCGCGCAUGGAGGUUGCGCUCGAGCUGAAGGUGCGGAGCCUGCUCUGCCUCUGCCGCUUUAAGGAGGUGGCGGACAUGCUCCAGGACUACAUUCCUAGCCUCAAAAUGGUCAUCUCCGAAGACGCGUCGACCACCAGUUCGUCCGAUAACUCGUCGACUCAGCUAUCGAAGGAACGACUCACGCUCCUUUCCUCCGGCGGCGCCUCCGAGCCAGCGUGUACGUGCUUCUCUGUCUCCGAUUUGAAGAAGAAAGUUAUUUCCGGUUUGUUUAAGAACGUGGAGGAAGUUGGCCAAUGGAGACCGGAAAACGCCUGGCCACCGCCGCGUUCCGCCGAGAGAGCAUUUCUCUUUCCUACGACAUCUUCUCCUCCAUCAAACACCCCCUCUCCGGGCUCCGGCCAGCCGGAACGGCCUCCGAAGACCGAAUUCGAGAGCAUCUCGCACCUCCUCUACCACAUCAAGCUCCUCAUCCGCCGCAAGACUGCCGCGAUCGCCGCCCUCGACGCAGGACUCUACUCCGAAGCCGUUAGACACUUCACGAAAAUCCUCGACGGCCGCCGAGGCGCGCCGCAGGGGUUUCUUUCAGAGUGCUACGUCCACCGCGCCUCGGCCUUCCGAAAAUGA